AUGAUCUGCAACAAGAGAUAUCACUUUGUGUUACCUUCAAAGGAUACUAUAACAGAAGCGAAGGAUCUCAGCACCAAGGUUAGCAGUGAGGGGUUCAAGAAAGCAACAACAGGAUCAAAGUCACAGGAUUUAGAAGGCCACUUACUACAUGGCGUUAUUCAUUCGAAUGGUUUUGGGCAUCUGCUUUGCAUCAAUGGCUUUGAAGGAGGUUCUUAUUUUGUUUCAGGUCAUCAAAUUCUAGAUUUAUGGGAUCGAAUAUGCAGUGCAUUACAAGUAAGGAAGGUGAGCUUGAUUGACAAGGCAAGGAAGGGAACCAUGGAGCUAAGGUUAAUCCAUGGGGUGGCCUAUGGUGAGUCUUGGUUUGGACAAUGGGGCUACAACUUUGGCCAUGGAAGCUAUGGAAUCACUCAUCAAAUGUACAAACAAUCUCUUGAAGCCUUGCAAGCCCUUCCACUCUGCCUUUUAAUUCCUCACCUCACCUUCUCUGGUCAUGAAAUCUCAAUGAUUGUCACUAGAUAUCAGAUGGUCUGCAGUCACACACUUCGAACCCUAGGUGAACUCUUUCACUUCAUGAUUGAACUGAAGGCACGCCUACCCCAACAAUCUGUCACUGCCAUGGAUUACCAUGGAAUUAUAACCGAAGCCACAUGCAGAUGGUCGGCGAAGCGUGUCGAGAUGGCUGCUAAGGUGAUCGUGGAAGCACUUAAAAGGUCCAAGUUCAAAUGGGUGACAAGGCAAGAGGUCAGGGAUGCUGCUAGAAACUACAUCGGUGACACAGGUCUGCUUGACUACGUGCUCAAAUCAUUAGGAAACCACACUGUGGGGAACUGCAUUGUUCGAAGAAUGGUGAAUCCAGUGACCAAAGUGUUGGAAUACUGCUUGGAAGACAUUCCAAGUGUAUUUCCUAACCUCGAUGGUUUGCCAUCGGGUGGUCCUGCGAAGACGAGGGUCGGAUUCCAGAUUACAAGGGUGCAGAUCAUGAGAGACAUGUUGUAUCUGUACAAGCACAUCCUCAAAGAGCAAAGGCCAACAAUAGCCACAGGUAUAUUUGGUGCCAUUCCAAUGGCAGUAAGAAUGAUCCUUGAUAUCAAACACCUUGUGAAGGACUACGGAGAACGAUUCCCGCCAAUUAGGGAAGUUGAAAGCAAUGGACCUAUGAAACUAAUGUGCAAGGUCCGGAUCAGAAAUGAUCAAACUAAAGAGGAAAGUAUCAUGAAGGAAUUGCCACCGUAUGACACAGUAGCUGUACCUAUUCAUGCAAGGAUAGGUAAUUACUUAAAGGAGGAGGUUGAGAGAUACUUCAGGGAGACUUAUUGGGGUCUGAAAAGCUUCACAGCUGAGAAGUUGAUCGAUGUCAAGGGCAAGGACUCAGAUUUGGUUUCUGAGGAGAUCAAGCCAGGGAGUAGCAUCAUUGUUGAGGGAAGAAUUGAGAAGAAUGAUGAGGAGAUUUAUGAGGGAGGAAAAUUAAAUGGAAUGGUAGAUUGUCUAUGUGGUGCAAGGGAGGAGGAUGGUGAACGGAUGGUUUGCUGCGAUAUAUGCGAAAUUUGGCAACAUACUCGAUGCGUAAGAAUCCCAAAUAAUGAGGACAUUCCUCAUGUCUUUCUUUGUAGUCCGUGUGAGAAUGACAUCGUUUCCUUACCUUCUAUUCACCAUUAG
Elaeis guineensis (African oil palm) is the source of this 1656-nucleotide messenger RNA. RefSeq names its product PHD finger protein PERSISTENT TAPETAL CELL 1. NCBI's taxonomy places the organism in Eukaryota, Viridiplantae, Streptophyta, Magnoliopsida, Arecales, Arecaceae. The record is from RefSeq and is a predicted model, not a curated record.